Molecule: messenger RNA, 1092 nt
Organism: Jaculus jaculus (lesser Egyptian jerboa)
Lineage: Eukaryota; Metazoa; Chordata; Mammalia; Rodentia; Dipodidae
Gene: Phlda3
Product: pleckstrin homology like domain family A member 3
Exons: 2
Coding region: 1-384 (127 amino acids)
Biological process (GO): negative regulation of phosphatidylinositol 3-kinase/protein kinase B signal transduction; positive regulation of apoptotic process; intrinsic apoptotic signaling pathway in response to DNA damage by p53 class mediator
Cellular component (GO): plasma membrane
Molecular function (GO): phosphatidylinositol phosphate binding
Source: RefSeq, a predicted model, not a curated record
AUGUCGGCGGCGGCGGCGGCGGCGGUGCUGAAGGAGGGCGUGCUGGAGAAGCGCAGCGGAGGGCUGCUGCAGCUGUGGAAACGGAAGCGCUGCGUGCUCACCGAGCGCGGGCUGCAGCUCUUCGAGGCCAAGGGCGCGGGCGGCCGGCCCAAGGAGCUCAGCUUCGCCCGCAUCAAGGCGGUGGAGUGCGUGGAGAGCACCGGGCGCCACAUCUACUUCACCCUAGUGACCGAGGGCGGAGGGGAGAUUGACUUCCGCUGCCCGCUGGAAGACCCCGGCUGGAACGCUCAGAUCACCCUGGGUCUGGUCAAGUUCAAGAACCAACAGGCCAUCCAGACCGUGCGGGCCCGGCAGAGCCUAGGGACUGGGACCCUAGUGUCCUAAGCCAACCAGGCGUCCCGGCUGACCGACAUGCCUUCGCGGCGAUGCCCAGAGGUCAAGCUAGCUUCUUUGCCCACUUUGGCUGCUGGGGGCCUGCAUGCUCCCCGAGACGAGGCAGGAGCCAUGGACUUGUGGAGGAGGCAUCCGCGUGGAAGGAGUCCACGGGCCAGGGCAGGAGGGGAAAAGCUGACGAGGACCUGAGGAUGGAGAUGCAGCACCUGGACACUCGGACCGUCAUACCUGCUCAGGGCCGCCUGCGGGGCCUCAUGUAUCUUAAUGGAGAGGUUUGGACUUACGCUGGCAUCAAGCCCCUCCUCCCUGGUCCUGCCAUCGAUUCUGCACACUGCUGUUAGCUUUGGCUUUCUGUCAUGCCCAGAGGGCAUUCCCCGAUGGGGUACUAAGCCAGUGCCUCGGCACUGAGGAAGCAAGCCUAGCAUCCAGAAGAUGACCACCUGAGACAGCCUCUGGGCUCAGCCGGAGUGGGAGAGCUGCUGGACUUGAGACCCAAGCCUGGGAGGGGGUCUCCUGCUGCUUUGGUCCUUUUGGGACCCCCACCCAUCCAGGCCCUCUCUUUGCACACUUCUGCCCCCACUGUCGUCCUCCCCCCACUGUGGUGCUGGGCCUGGAGGUGGUGGGGGUGUGGUGGGGGUUUGGCCAUUACCAUUUCAUCCCUAUUCCAGAAUGAAGAUGCCCUACAAAUGGGCAUAGCCA